CACUCCAUGCAAUAAAAAGGAUCAUGAUCAAGACAAUGUGGUUACGUAAGUAACAUUUCUGUCCUUAAUGCAUGAAUUGUCUUUCUACAUAUAUUUUGGUGGGAAAUGGUCAUGUGGGGAUAAAUUUGGAUCUUGACUUUUAAGCACUAUGGCUUUACAUGGAUCUUUAUAAUAAGAAGCUUUGUCUUGCUUACUUGCUUGUGAGGUUUAAGAUUCUUUGUAGCUGCAAUGGAAGGAGAAGAUAUCACAACAAACAACAAAGAAGCUUUGAGCAUUGAACAAGGCCAAUUAAGGGGUGACCAAGAUCAAGAAUUUUCCCUCCCCUCUGCUCAUACAAUUGGCCAUGAUUCAUGGCAACAAGUUGGGUUGAUGCUGGUGACAAGCUUCAAUUGUGGUUACAUAUUGAGCUUUUCAAAUCUUAUGUUGGUGCCUUUGGGAUGGACAUGGGGGAUCAUAUGCCUGCUGGUUGUGGGGUUCUAUACUGCCUAUGCCAACUGGCUUUUGGCUGCUUUUCACUUCAUCAAUGGCCAAAGGUUCAUCAGAUACAGAGAUCUCAUGGGACUUUUGUUUGGUAGAGAAAUGUAUUACAUCACAUGGGUUUCCCAGUUCUUGACCCUUCUUCUUGGAAAUAUGGGUUUCAUUCUACUUGGAGGAAGGGCACUCAAGGAGAUUAACUCAGAAUUCAGUGAUUCUCCCCUGAGGCUCCAAUACUUUAUCGUUGUCACUGGAGCGACCUACUUCAUCUAUUCAUUUCUAAUUCCAACAAUCUCUGCAAUGAGAAGGUGGCUCGGACCCUCUACCGUUCUCACUUUCGCUUACAUUGUCAUACUCUUGGUGGUAGCAGUUAAAGAUGGGAAAGCUAACACAAAGAGAGAUUAUGCAAUCCAUGGAAACAAAGCAGGCAGAGUGUUGAAUGCCUUUGGUGCAAUUUCAGCUAUAAUUGUGUGCAACACCUCCGGCCUGCUACUAGAGAUACAGUCAACUCUGCGCAAGCCUGCAGUUUCAAAUAUGAGGAAAGCUUUAUAUCUGCAGUUUAGUGUGGGGCUGGUGUUCUACUAUGGAGUCAGCAUGGUGGGAUACUGGGCUUAUGGCUCAACUGUCUCUGAAUACCUUCCUGGAGAGCUAAGCGGUCCUAAAUCGGUUAAGGUCCUCAUAAACGCCGCCGUUUUCCUGCAAUCCAUAGUCUCUCAACAUAUGUUUGCUGCACCAAUUCAUGAGACCCUUGAUACCAAGUUCCUCAAACUUGAAACCGGCAUGAACACGAAAGAAAACAUGAAGAGGAGAUUCUACAUGCGAGCCCUUCUUUUCACGGUGAAUUCAUUUGUGACAGCAGCUUUUCCUUUCAUGGGGAACUUUGUGAACUUGUUUGGAUCAUUCACACUUGUUCCUCUAACUUUCGUGUUCCCAAGCAUGAUUUUCAUCAAGGUGAAAGGAAAGACAGCUAGACUAGAGAAGAAUUUAUGGCAUUGGUUCAACAUUGUAAUUUUCUCUCUCCUUGCUGUUGUGACCACAAUUUCUGCUGUUCGAUUGAUCGUCAACAAUGUUCAGAAAUAUCAUUUCUUUGCGGAUACAUGAAGACAUGUAAAUUAUUACAGGCAUUUUACAUUUCAAAAAUAUUCAUCUAUAGUAAAUUAUUGUAGAUACAUGAUGAAGACAUGUAAAUUAUUGCAGAUACAUAAAAACAUGUAAAUUAUUACAGAUACAUGAAGACUUGGGAGCUUACAUCUAAAGUAACCAAAGGAAAAUAUUAGUUCUGUCA
Molecule: messenger RNA, 1759 nt
Organism: Prunus persica (peach)
Lineage: Eukaryota; Viridiplantae; Streptophyta; Magnoliopsida; Rosales; Rosaceae
Product: proline transporter 1
Exons: 8
Coding region: 229-1575 (448 amino acids)
Cellular component (GO): plasma membrane
Source: RefSeq, a predicted model, not a curated record